AUGGGGAAACCGAGGCGAGAAAUUAUGUUCGACACGAUUGACAUAAGCAAGAUUGCAUGCCGGGACAGGGCUGGAGAGCGCGGCACUGAUAUCGCAGACACCAUGAAAAUGUUUGCUGAUAUGCAGAGGCGGAGGCCGGGAUUCCACCCUGUGGAAGAGACAGAGAACAAUGUAGUGCGCAGCCUGUUCUGGACAGAUUCCUUGUGUAAGAUGAAUUAUGAUCUAUAUGGAGAUUUCGUGUCUUUUGACACCACGUUCUCCACGAAUAUAUAUGGCUUGCCAUUUACACCAAUUAUAGGUGUCGACAACCACAGGUCGACCGUCCUGUUUGGAGUAGGCCUUUUGAAGGAUGAGAAAAUAGGGUCAUUCAAGUGGCUCCUAAGCACGUUUGUCGAGGCAAUGGGAGGUAAAGAGCCGAAAUACAUAAUAACAGACCAGGACCAGGCGAUGAAGACUGCAAUAAAGGAAGCUCUUCCGAGGACGAGGCACAGGUUCUGCUGGUGGCAUAUUAGGAAGAACCUGAAGGAAAAUAACGCAGCAGUGUUUGCGCAGCACCCAGGGAUGUCUGAUGAUAUAUUUCGAAUAGUCAAAAACUCACUAGAUCAAGACGAGUUUGAGUGUGCCUGGAAAGCAGCAAUUUCUCUGUACAAGGCGGAAGGCAACAAACACCUGAACACGCUAUGGGAACUCCGAAAUUUUUGGGUGCCGGCCUACUUCAAGGACUGUUUCUAUCCUUUCUCGUCAACAACCACUCACAGUGAGAGCACGAAUUCGAUGUGGAAGAAUUACGUCGACCACAAGGACACUAUAAAAAGGUUUGUUAAUGUGUAUCACAUGAUUCAGCAAAAUUGCCUCGCCACGCUUGACAAGAAAAGACACCGAACAGAAGAGAAGGCGCCAUCACUAGAGACGGGUUUUCCGAUUGAAAGACAAGCAAGUCAAGUAUACACGAAUGAAAUUUUCAGGAAAUUCCAGCCGGAGCUACGGAACCGGACUUACUUCAAGUGCUCUGACCUGGCAAAGGGGAGGCAGUAUUUUUUUAAAAAGAUUAUUGAGCCUGGAGAAAAAGUGUGGAAACCAUAUCCGGGCGAGGAAUUUGACAGGUCUGAGUUCAGGGUAGAUGUGGAUGAGCAAAAAGAAAUAUACAGUUGCACCUGCAAGAAAAUGAGUAGGGAUGGCAUUCAGUGCUGCCAUGUGCUUAAGGUGAUGGACCAAACAGGCAUGAUCAAUCAACUUCCAAAAUCUUUUGUCAUCCCCAGAUGGACCAGGAAUCUAUCAGAGAGUCUGAAAGUUCUGUCUACAAGUCAAGGUGAUAGCAUGACCAUACAAGACGAUGAAACUAUGAGAUUCGGCCUCGCUUACGCUGAGUUGUCGGAUAUUUGUUCAAAUGCUUGCAGAAAAGAGAAGGCAUACCGUGUGCUGCGUGAGUGUACGGAAGAUAUGAAAAUAAAAGUCAUGGCGGCACUUGCCGAGGAACCAGACACAAGCAUUCUUGCCGAAACACUCAAGAACCCUCCCAUGAGUGGCUCAAAGGGUACGAAAAAAGGAGAUCGAAUCAAAGCUGGUUCUGAGAAGAAAGGAAAAUGCAACAAAGCCGCAUCCAAGUGCGGCCGUUGUGGAGUAAAGGGUCACAGGAAAACAAACUGCCCGGAUAACCCAGAAGUCCAGGAGAGGAUGAGGAUUGAAGAGGAAAAGAGGAAAUCGCAGCAGGAGAAGAGGGCAAGUCUUCCGGAAUCCAUUCUGUCCGGGCAUGCUGGCUCGGUUAGCCGCCUCUCUAUUCCGGUGUGCUACCUACAGUGCAGGCCCUCCACCGUUGAUGCCUGGCUCCAAUCCUGGAAGUUGAACAAUAUCCAGGUUCUUGAGUUCUACUACCUCUUCCCAGAAUUUCUGACGCAAGAGAGUCAGGACUUGGAGGUAGAGUGGUGCUUCUCGGAUGUACCUGCCAUACACACUGAGGAGCUGCAGUUGAGCCUUGCACUGAUGGAGCUGCAUUUGAGGCGCUGCACUGCUUCUGGUCCUCGUACUGUGGUUAUAAAAAACGGCUUGUAA
Molecule: messenger RNA, 2049 nt
Organism: Aegilops tauschii subsp. strangulata
Lineage: Eukaryota; Viridiplantae; Streptophyta; Magnoliopsida; Poales; Poaceae
Source: RefSeq, a predicted model, not a curated record